AUGUCUUUUCCGAUGUCCAUUUAUUCUCUUCAAAUGCUUGCUAUUCCAACGCUAUCUGACCCGGGAAAUCCACUCUUUCAACGUCUGCAUAUGAUUGGAUUUAAGUUAGACAAUGCACAUAAGAUCAAGCUUGAACUACCUUCGAAACUACAGGCAUUUAGUUUUACCUUUGAAACCAAGCGACCAGGGCCUAUGACAGUCAAAAUCACGCUCAGACAGUCCACCAAGCGGCCCAGAUUACUACAAGUUCCUGAACAUGUCGACCUCAGCAUGACCAAACCCAAAACUCCUGACCAACUUCAAGUCAUGUACUGGCAAGAGGCUCAGAAAUAUAAAAAGUCUGCAGCUGGAACCAUGGCAAGGAUCAACACAUUAUAUGGGACGGUGUUUGAUGUUCCUGCGCCGGCGGCUUUGUGGCUUCACCAGCCUGAGGCGGUCGACUGA
Molecule: messenger RNA, 444 nt
Organism: Suillus subalutaceus
Lineage: Eukaryota; Fungi; Basidiomycota; Agaricomycetes; Boletales; Suillaceae
Exons: 4
Coding region: 1-444 (147 amino acids)
Source: RefSeq, a predicted model, not a curated record